GUUGUCUUUUAACUAGUGCGUCUGCCGUCCUCGUCCUCGUGUUCUCCCUGACCGAGCCGGGAGUUGUCAGAAGUGUGCGGUCCGCUCUUCACGAUGCCUUUCGUCGAGCUGCAGAGUAACCUGCCGGCCGCCUCCUUCUCCGAGGACUUCGUGAAGAGGCUGUGCAGCAGCGCCGCGGCCGCUCUGGGGAAACCGCAGGACAGGAUGAACGUGGUGGUGAACCCCGGGUUGCCGAUGCUGAUGGCGGGCUCUUGCUCUCCGUGCGUAAUGCUGUCGGUGUCGGCCAUCGGUGUGACCGACACCGCUGACAAGAAUAAGGAGCACAGUGCCAAGAUCUUUGAGUUCCUGACCGGAGAGCUCGGUCUGACUGAAGACAGGAUUGUUAUUCAGUUCCACGCGCUGCAGCCUCACCAGGUCGGGAAGAAUGGAACCGUGAUGAGCUUCUUGUGAAGGACGUCGUCUUUUCUGACACGGCUCACAGUCUCAGGCCUAAAAGAAGGCGUGGACAGAUGAGAUCAGUUUUAAUGACACACUAAAGGCACUUACUGUAUUUUCAUGUCACAUACAGGUCUACUGUUUGAAACACGAUGAUAAUAUCUUCUGUUUUGAUUGAUUCUAAGAUCUCUUACUGCCUCCAUUACUGAAAUAUCUUGUAUUACAGACUGUUUAAGAAGACCAUACUAUAAUAAUACUAAUAAUGUCUCUAUUUUCAUGGAAAUCAUUUUCAGAAAAGAGAAGUGAUUUCUCCUUUUUUAAUGUCUUUGUCAGUUUUAUGACUUUAAUGUUUGAACAGACAGAAGACUGACCUGAGAUAUCUUUUCAUUAAAACAUGAAGGAGAUGAA
Molecule: messenger RNA, 843 nt
Organism: Scophthalmus maximus (turbot)
Lineage: Eukaryota; Metazoa; Chordata; Actinopteri; Pleuronectiformes; Scophthalmidae
Gene: ddt
Product: D-dopachrome tautomerase
Exons: 3
Coding region: 94-450 (118 amino acids)
Molecular function (GO): phenylpyruvate tautomerase activity
Source: RefSeq, a predicted model, not a curated record